Molecule: messenger RNA, 948 nt
Organism: Fonsecaea nubica
Lineage: Eukaryota; Fungi; Ascomycota; Eurotiomycetes; Chaetothyriales; Herpotrichiellaceae
Exons: 2
Coding region: 1-948 (315 amino acids)
Molecular function (GO): oxidoreductase activity, acting on the CH-OH group of donors, NAD or NADP as acceptor; NAD binding; NADP binding
Source: RefSeq, a predicted model, not a curated record
AUGUCGGUCAAGACAGUCGGGUACAUCGGCCUGGGCAAGGCUGGAGCCUCGAUGGCGUCCAACUUGCCACGCGCAGGCUUUCGUCUGAUUGUCCGCGACGCUGACCCGGAGCGGGAGCAGAAAUUCGCCCAGGAGAACCCCAACACGUCUGUGGCUGAGAAGGGCGUCGAAGGGUUCAAAGACUGUGAUGUGGUCGUGACGAUGCUGCCACAGGGGAAGGUGGUCAGAGAGGUAAUUCUGGGCGAGGAUGGGAUUGCAAGAGGCCUGAAGCCUGGAACCAUAAUCGUCGACACAUCAUCGUCCUCACCAUUCGACACCCAGAGCCUAGGCAAAGACCUCGAGGCAUUGGACUUCAUCCUGGUCGACUCCCCCGUCACGCAGGCACAUCUGCACGACACCGACACGGGAGACGCAACGCUGAUGGUGGGUUCCGACUCGCAAGAAGCGGUGGAGAAAGUGCUCCCGGUGCUGCAGGCGAUGGCCAAGUACGUCUUCCACAUGGGCAAGCUCGGGUCCGGCCACGUCAUGAAGACGUUGAACAACUACAUCAGCGCGGCGUCGAUCGUGGCGCUGUCGGACGCGCUGGUCACGGGCCAAAAGUUCGGCCUGGACCCCGUGCAGAUGAUCGACGUGCUGAACGUGGGCACCGGCCGCAACUUCUCGACCACCGACAGCUACAAGACCGACGCCCUGCCCCGGCGCUACGCCUCGGGCUUCCAGCUGGCGCUGCUCAUCAAGGACGUGGGCAUCGCCAAGGAGGUCUUUGACAACCUGCACUUCGACACCGACAUGCCCGAGAUGAUCAUUCGCUACUUCAAGCAGUCGAUGGCCAUGCUGGAGCCGACCGCCGACCACACGGAGCUGCUCAAGGGGUGGGAGAAGAGGGCUGGAGUGGAAUUGAAGACGGGCACGCCAGACGGAUCUAGCGUGACGGUGCUGAAGAAGUGA